GUGGCCGACGGUGUGCGGCGAACAUGGCGGAGCGCGUGAAGAAGCGGCCCUGCGGCCCGGGUGAACAUGGCCAAAGGGUCGAGUGGCGAAAAUGGAAGCAGCAGAAGAAAGAGGAGAAAAAGAAGUGGAAGGAUCUCAAGCUGAUGAAAAAACUGGAGCGGCAGCGGGCACAGGAAGAACAGGCAAAGCUCCAACAGGAAGAGGCAACUGCACAGAGGGAGGACCAGGGUCGGCCCUACACCCUGAGUGUGGCCCUGCCAGGCUCCAUCCUGGACAAUGCCCAGUCACCGGAGCUCCGCACCUACCUGGCCGGCCAGAUUGCCAGAGCCUGCACCAUCUUCUGUGUGGAUGAGAUUGUGGUGUUCGACGAAGAAGGCCAAGAUGCCAAGACCGUGGAGGGAGAAUUCAGGGGAGUCGGCAAGAAGGGGCAGGCAUGCGUGCAGCUGGCCCGGAUCCUGCAGUACCUGGAGUGUCCACAGUACCUAAGAAAGGCGUUCUUCCCCAAGCAUCAGGAUCUCCAGUUUGCAGGGCUUCUGAACCCCUUGGACAGCCCUCACCACAUGCGUCAGGAUGAGGAGUCCGAGUUCAGAGAAGGCAUCGUGGUGGACCGGCCCACCCGGCCAGGCCACGGGUCCUUUGUCAACUGUGGCAUGAAGAAGGAGGUGAAGAUUGACAAGAACUUGGAGCCUGGACUUCGUGUGACAGUACAGCUGAACCAGAAGCAGCUCCCAGAAAGCAAGACCUACCGCGGAAAAGUCGUGUCAUCGCAGGACCCUCGCACCAAAGCCGGUCUCUACUGGGGCUACACAGUCCGGCUGGCCUCCUGCCUCAGUGCUGUGUUUGCUGAGGCCCCCUUCCAGGACGGGUAUGACCUGACCAUUGGGACAUCAGAGAGAGGCUCCAAUGUGACCUCCGCCCAGCUGCCCAGCUUCAGGCAUGCUCUCGUGGUGUUCGGGGGCCUCCAGGGGCUGGAAGCUGGGGUGGAUGCUGACCCCAACCUAGAGGUGGCUGAACCCAGUGUCCUGUUCGAUCUGUACGUCAACACCUGCCCUAGCCAGGGCAGCCGCACCAUCCGCACCGAGGAGGCCAUCCUCAUCUCCCUGGCCGCCCUGCAGCCUGGCCUCACCCAGGCGGGUGCCCGGCCCAGCUGAAGGUUCCGGCAGGCCGAAGACCACGAAGCAGCAGCAGGGAAGCCAGAGGCUCCUGAGGGGCCCCGGGACAGACACAGCCAGGACUUUUGUCUCCAAAGAUCACCACCUUUAAUGCGACCCAGCCCCCACAGUCCGGCAGGGUACGGCCUUCACUUGCAGCCUGCAGUGAUGGCCUUGAGGCUGCCUGCCCGCGCCAGAAUAUUUGGCACAAAGAGCAGCCCCGAGGCCCGCUCGAUGCUCUCGAUGGGCACCAGGAAGCGCUCCAGCGGGACUGCCUCGUCCACAGGAGCGUUGGGCAUCACAUAGGAGCGGAGUUCGAUUUGCCCGCCUGCUGCCUCCAGGAUUAGCACCUUGAAGAAGUGGGUGGGCACCGCCACGUGGUUCUUGCCGAUGACCUGGUACUUCACAUAGGACUUGCCGUCAGCCUCCGUCCUGUGGGCAGACCC
This is a messenger RNA of Odobenus rosmarus divergens (Pacific walrus), 1597 nucleotides long. RefSeq names its product chromosome unknown open reading frame, human C9orf114 (gene SPOUT1). Gene Ontology annotation, molecular function: miRNA binding. Gene Ontology annotation, cellular component: mitotic spindle; kinetochore; spindle pole centrosome. The transcript is spliced from 12 exons. The record is from RefSeq and is a predicted model, not a curated record. Gene Ontology annotation, biological process: maintenance of centrosome location; miRNA processing. Bases 24 to 1151 code for a protein of 375 amino acids. Lineage: Eukaryota; Metazoa; Chordata; Mammalia; Carnivora; Odobenidae.